Messenger RNA from Cylicostephanus goldi, 442 nucleotides. NCBI's taxonomy places the organism in Eukaryota, Metazoa, Nematoda, Chromadorea, Rhabditida, Strongylidae. The record is from the annotation of a GenBank genome assembly.
AUAUCAAGCUGUGUAAGCUUCCACUUUCUCUUCUUAAUUUGUACCCAUCUCUGCUGAUAAUUUUCUUAAUUGUUGCUUCAACUAAGCCUCUUUCCAGAUCCUGGAUACCGUAAUUGAUCGGAUCCGCUCUGUUCCUUUUGUACUCGUGGGCACACAAAUAGAGAAACGUCUUCUGUCUCCCAUAGAGUAUAGCAAGGAGCAUGGAACAAACUAUCAUCCGAUGUCCUUGCAACAAGCCGAGUCUUUCGCCAAACGAAUCGGUGCCAGCAAAUACCUUGAAUGCUCCGAAGUUACCGGAGAGGGGCUUGAUGAGGUGUUUGAAGAAGCAUUUGACGUUGGAUACGAUUAUGCACUAAACCAGAACCGAAACGGCUACCAGAGUCGGAAGUCCAGUGUUGGGAAUGAGAAAGUCAGAAAGUCAAGCGUCUGCAUCACACAGUGA